AGAACAAACCACAGCACAGAAACUGCUCUCGUUAAAGUAGUAAAUGAUUUGCGGGUAAAUGCAGACAGAGGCCAUUUAUCUGUUUUCAUCCUCUUAGAUCUGAGUGCCGCAUUUGACACCAUUGAUCAUAAUAUUCUUAAGAAUCGCCUUAGUCAAUGGGUGGGCCUCUCUGGCAGUGUCUUAAAUUGGUUUGAAUCCUACCUGGCAGGGAGAAAAUUCUUUGUUAGUUGUGGUAAUUACAACUCAAAGACACAUGACAUCCUAUAUGGUGUUCCACAAGGCUCUAUCCUGGUUCCGCUGCUCUUCUCAAUCUACAUGCUUCCGUUAGGUCAGAUUAUCUCAGGGCACAACGUGAGCUACCACAGCUAUGCUGAUGACACACAGCUGUACUUAUCAAUAGCACCUGAUGACCCUGAUUCUCUUGAUUCACUAACACAAUGUCUGACUUGUAUUUCUGAAUGGAUGAAUAGUAAUUUUCUCAAGCUAAAUAAAGAGAAAACUGAAAUUAUAGUGAUUGGCAAUAAUGGAUACAAUGAGGUUAUCAGAAAUAAACUUGAUGCAUUAGGAUUAAAAGUCAAGAGGGAGGUAAAACGCUUAGGGGUAACUGUUGACUGUAUCCUGAAUUUUAAAUCGCAUAUUCAUCAGACCACUAGGACAGCAUUUUUUCACUUAAGAAACAUAACAAAAGUUAGACCUCUUAUAUCAUUGAAAGAUGCUGAGAAAUUAGUUCACGCUUUUGUUUUCAAUCAACUAGAUUACUGUAACGCACUCCUCUCAGGACUACCCAAAAAAGACAUAAAUCGUUUGCAACUAAUGCAGAAUUCAGCUGCUAGAAUCCUAACUAGGAAAAGAAAAUCCAAGCACAUUUCUCCAGUUUUGAUGUCACUACACUGGUUUCCUGUGUCAUUCAGAAUUGACUUUAAAAUUCUGCUCAUGGUUUAUAAAGCCUUAAAUAAUCUCACUCCGUCUUAUAUAUCGGAAUGUCUGACACCUUAUAUUCCAAAUCGUAACAUUAGAUCCUCAAAUGAGUGUCUCCUUAGAAUUCCAAGAGCAAAACUUAAAAGAAGUGGUGAGGCGGCCUUCUGCUGUUAUACACCUAAAAUCUGGAAUAGCCUGCCAAUAGGAAUUCACCAGGCUAAUACAGUGGAGCACUUUAAAAAAACUGCUGAAAACACAUUACUUUAACAUGGCCUUCUCAUAACUUCACUUUAAUUUAAUCCUGAUACUCUGUAUAUUCAAUUCAUUAUAAUAACUAUUCAUGGUGGCUCUAAAAUCCGUACUAGCCAAUACUGUCUCUUCUAUUUCUUUU
This is a messenger RNA of Erpetoichthys calabaricus (reedfish), 1309 nucleotides long. RefSeq lists its product as uncharacterized. Bases 316 to 1185 code for a protein of 289 amino acids. The transcript is spliced from 2 exons. The record is from RefSeq and is a predicted model, not a curated record. NCBI's taxonomy places the organism in Eukaryota, Metazoa, Chordata, Cladistia, Polypteriformes, Polypteridae.